Linum trigynum is the source of this 3921-nucleotide messenger RNA. NCBI's taxonomy places the organism in Eukaryota, Viridiplantae, Streptophyta, Magnoliopsida, Malpighiales, Linaceae. The record is from the annotation of a GenBank genome assembly.
AGCCCAUACAAUCUAAAGCCAAAGCAAGCCCAUACCAAUAAAAUAAGCCCAGAACUUAUUAUUCGACUAAUAAUUACCCAGAUUUCUGCCUUUCAGGGGGAAAGAUGACCGCCCUGCUAAGAAUUGAACUCCACGUUGGAGGACACGUGUGGCACAGUUACGCAUCCAUCAUCCCAAACUCACCGCCACAAAUCCAGUCAGCUCUUACCUCUAUCGUCGCCCGUCGGUGCCGGCAAUUGCCAGAGCAACACGUGUCCGCCUCUGCUCUCCCGGGCGACGCGUGUCAAAUGUAGUUCUUCAAUUCCUCUAGCUUUAUAAAUCACAGAAGCCACUCAAGCAGCUUUCAUCACCAAAACAAAACGAACCGUCGUUUACAUCCUCAAGCAACAAAAACAAGACUCUUAAUUUGUUCAUCGUUCGGUAAUAAUUUUCCCGGCGAAAAGAGAUAAUGGCGUCGGACCAGCAGAAGAUGGAGAGAGCGGAGGCUGCCGCGUGGCAGGCGGCCAACGAUCUCAGGGACGUCAACCGGCAGAGAGAGUACAAGGAGUCAGCGGAAUCGAACAAGGCUCCGUCGUCAAUGGACAGGGACGAGUUCACCGGAUCCGGGGCACAGGACCGGCCGGGGCUAUUCGGAUCGAUGUUUCGUGCGGUGGCGGACACCGUCGGGCACACCAAGGACGCCGUGAUCGGCAAGGGCCAGGAAGCAGCUGAGAAGACGAAUUCAGCCGCGGAGACGGCAGGGGAAAUGGCGAGGGAGACGAAGGACGCCGCGGGGCAGAAGUUGGAGGCAGCUAAGGAGACGGCGAAGGGGAAGGCUGGGGAAGUAGCGGAGAAGGCCAAGGAUACAAAGGGGAAGGCGGCAGGGACUGUGGACAAGGUGGCUGAGCGGACGGCGGAGACGAUGGAUACCGAUUAUGCUGCACCGAUGGUAGAAUUGGACAGAGACGAUCGUCCGGCGGCGGGUGGUGAACGUCCAGGGGUGAUCGGAUCGAUGUUUCGUGCGGUUGCGGAUACAGUCGGCCACGCUAAAGAUGCGGUGGUCGGUAAGGGCCACGAGGCGGCAGAGAAGACGUACUCUGCUGCCGAAAUGGCAGGGGAGAAGGCGAAGGAGACGAAGGAUGCCACGGCGGAGAAGGCCAAGGAGACAGCGGAUGCGGCGGGGAGGAAAUUGGGUGAAACCAAGGAGUCUGCUAAGGCCAAGGCCGGAGAAGUGAUAGAUGCGGCUAGAGAGAAGAAGGAAGCUGCCAAGGAGAAGGCAGGGGAGUAUGCUGAUUAUGCUGCCAAUAAGGCAGGGGAGACUAAAGACGCAGCGAAGGGGAAAGCAGAGGAGUACACGAAUUACGCGGCGGAUAAGGCCAGGGAGGUCAAGGAUUCUACGGCGAACAAGGCGUGGGAAACGAAAGAAGCGGCGAAGGAGAAGGCAGAGGAGUACAAGAAUUACACCGCCGAGAAGGCGAAGGAGGCGAAGGAUUACACAGCCGGAAAGGCGUGGGAAACGAAAGAAGCGGCGAAAGGGAAGGCAGAGGAGGCGAAGGACUACACAGCCGAUAAGGCGUGGGAGACGAAGGAGGCAGCAAAGGGGAAGGCAGAGGAGUACAAGAAUUAUGCGGCGGAAAAAGCCGGGCAGGCAAAGGAUUCCACGGUGGAGAAGGCGAGGGAGGCGAAGGACUACACUGCCGAGAAGGCUAAGGAGGCGGCGGAUAAGGCGGUUGAGACGAAGGACUACACGGUGGAGAAGACCAAAGAAGGGACGGAGACAGCCGGAAGCAAGCUAGGGGAUGUGGCGAGGGCGGCCAUGGAUUUCUUGUCCGGCAAGAAAGAGGAAGUUAAGGGGAAGGCGGAAGAAACCGCAGAAAUGACCAAGGAGAAAAUGAGGGAGACCGAGGAGGAGACGAGGCGGAAAGUGGAGGAGCUGAAGCUUCAGGAUGAAGCUGAGAAGGCCGAUUAUGAACACAGGAAGGAGGAAGCUGAGAGGGGGAGGGCGGCGAGGGAUACUAUUUACGGCGCGGUGGGGCUCGGAAACAUGUCGGACUCGAUCAUGAGCAAGCUGAGUCGGCCGGGGACCGUGGCGGUGGAGGAGAUUGACGUGAAGAUGGAGGAAACUCGGCCGGGAGCGGUGGCGGCGGCUCUGAAAGCGGCGGAUCAAAUGGCCGGUCAAACUUUCAACGACGUUGGGCGGAUAGGUGACGAGGGCGUUGUCCGCGUGGAGGUCAAACGCGAGGAGAAGUGAAGAGCGAGCCCAUGAAGCAUCUGACUAAUGGGCCGGCCUAAUCCCCUGCCUCCUUUUGUCUGUGAUAUUCCCUGUUAAAUAAACCUCUUCAGAUGGGGCCUUAUGUUGAUUUGAUUGGGUUUUGCUUUGUCUGUCAAUGGCCUUGAGUGGGCGGGCUUUGUAUUCUACAUACAAACACAUCUGCAGUUUUGGCCCGUGUUUACGAUUGGCUAUGUUUCAAGGAGUUUGUUUGUUUGUUUGUUUGUACGGUCAUUUUCUACGUUGGAGACGUGGACCGAACGCGACGUAGCUCUGACGUGAACCCUACAUGCAGACGAGACGAGACGAGACGAGAACCGCCCAUAUAUUUUCAUGACAUAAAUAAUAGUGUCGUCGAAUAUUAUGGGGAACCUCAAUAAUUCGGCCCAAUAUGGUUGGCACGCAGCGUGCGUUAUCCUCUCUUUCUUGUUCCAUGCCGGCGUCGUACGGGCCGAUUUAGGGUUGGUUGAUGCCUGCAGAACUCGUCGGCCGUCUUUGGACGCCGUUGAUGAGGGAGGCAUUAUUAUGCGCAGGGGGUCUGGACCAGAACAGGGUAGAUAUAUCCAUUCUUGCAUGUGCUGGUGAGAUACAAUACAAUGAAAGUGACUGUUAUCGUGUUAAUAUGCUUGCAUCGAUCACUCGAUCUUAUCCGACUUGUCGUGAUCAUUCGACUCGAUCUUACAUAAAAACGCUUUAUAUUUGUGGUUCGCAUACUGCCAUCAUCGCAUUUUGGGCUACCGAAUUAGUGUAUCGGGGCUACCUAUGGUCUCAGGGCGCACCAUAAAUUUGAUUAAAUUCACAUAUUUGGUCCAACACAUGAUAAGAAAGCCCAGCUGCGAAACGGUGGUAAGGGGAUCGCCUAUUUUAAAUGGAAUUGAAGUCUCACAAAAGUGUAUAUAUUUGAAUGGAUCGUUCGUAAUGUACAAAAUGAAAAAGAUCCAUCGGUGACUAGCUACCGUCACAUGUACAACAACAAAUAGUGAAGCGGUUUGGACUUUACAGUUUACAUCAAUGCUCAUAGAAGAGAAAUUUGAAGGGGAAAGAGAUCGAUCGGUGACUAGCUAGAUAGGUCUUUGCCUUUAUAUACCAGCAUUCGUAAUUGUUUUGUACGUACCUUACCUAAUACCGUUUAACAAAGAUGUUACGAUAUUAAAGACUUUUGUAACUGUCAAUUCUUAUUUUAUGUAAUAUGAUGUUGUAUGACCAUUACGUAAUGUAUAUAGAUAUUAUAUAAGAUAAAAAGAAAUGAAAUGACAUAAAACUCACCCAAACACUUCUCCAACAACACAAGUUAUUGAAACAAAAUUGUUUGUUCGUUGACAUUAUACCAGACCCUUAAAUUGAGAGGUCACAGUAUCAAAUUCCUUAAGACGGCCCCUAAUAUACACAAUGAUUUAGCCCCAAGGAUGAUGUUCAACAUGUGCAAACUAAAAGCUCGAAAAUAGGCCUUCAUUUGGGGAGGCAUUGUAAUCAGGGCCGGAUACAUGGAGUUUUAGGGAUGUCCCAGGACACCCCUAAAAUUUGGGAAAACGAUUAUUCAACCUUUGAUAGUAGAUUGUGUAUUGGGUGCAAAAAGUAUUUAAGUGGUAACGGGAUACCCCUUAAAUUUGGAAAAACGAUUAUCCACCCCGUGUAGUACUUUGCAAUUGGAUAAAUAAAAAUAUUUAAGUUGU